Hibiscus syriacus is the source of this 1273-nucleotide messenger RNA. RefSeq names its product triacylglycerol lipase 2-like. Bases 10 to 1257 code for a protein of 415 amino acids. The record is from RefSeq and is a predicted model, not a curated record. Gene Ontology annotation, biological process: lipid metabolic process. Gene Ontology annotation, molecular function: hydrolase activity, acting on ester bonds. The transcript is spliced from 9 exons. NCBI's taxonomy places the organism in Eukaryota, Viridiplantae, Streptophyta, Magnoliopsida, Malvales, Malvaceae.
UCCAAAACCAUGCCUUCUCCAGCUGAUUUAGUUGCGUUGGGCUUAUUAUUAUGUUUCCUGGUCUUGGUGGUCGGACCAGAUGGAACACAUGGCUCGAGCCGUGGUUCGUUUGGUCCAAACAAUGGUGCAGCUGCACCUGUAAGCAAUGGGAUAUGUGCCACCUCGGUGACUAUCCAUGGUUACAAGUGUCAAGAACAUGAAGUGAACACAGAAGAUGGAUAUAUUCUGAACAUGCAAAGAAUCCCAGAGGGACGUGUAGGCUGGAGUAGUGGUGGUGGAAACAAGAAGCAGCCAGUUCUUAUACAGCAUGGUGUCCUUGUGGAUGGGAUGACUUGGCUCUUGAAUUCACCAGAACAAAACCUGCCCAUGAUUUUGGCUGAUAAUGGCUUUGAUGUCUGGAUUGCCAACACCAGAGGCACCAGAUUCUGCAGGCACCAUGUUUCCCUUGACCCUCUCCACCCGAAAUUCUGGGACUGGUCGUGGGAUGAACUGGUGACUUAUGAUCUACCAGCUGUUUUCGGCUUUGUGUUCAAUCAAACAGGCCAGAAGAUUCAUUACAUCGGCCAUUCCCUGGGAACUCUUAUAGGCUUGGCAUCGUUCUCGGAGGGACAUCAGGCAGAUAAGCUGAAAUCUGCGGCUUUUUUAAGCCCAAUUGCAUACUUAAGCCAUAUGAAGACUGCGCUUGGUGUGCUUGCUGCAAGAGCCUUUGUUGGUGAGAUCACUACAUUGUUUGGAAUUGCAGAAUUCAAUCCGAAAGGACACGAGGCAUCAGGUUUUCUCAAAGCUUUGUGUGGUUAUCCUGGAGUUAACUGCUAUGAUCUUGUAUCUGCAAUUACUGGUAAAAAUUGCUGCCUCAACGCUUCCAUGGUUGAUAUUUUCUUAAAGAAUGAGCCUCAAUCAACAGCAACCAAGAACAUGGUGCACUUAGCUCAGACCGUUCGAGACGGGGUUAUUAAGAAGUACGACCACGGGAGACCAGACUAUAACCUGAUGCAUUACGGGCAACCGAGGCCGCCGGCUUACAACAUCUCCAACAUUGCUCGGGACCUUCCGGUAUUCAUCUGCUAUGGAGGGGAAGAUGCUCUGUCUGAUGUUUUGGAUGUGCAGCAGUUGCUUGAUCAUCUCAAGUUCCACGAUGUGAACAAGUUGUCGGUUCAGUACAUAAAGGAUUAUGCACAUGCGGAUUUCAUUAUGGGCAUAAAUGCCAAGGAUGUUGUGUACAAUCAAGUUGUUCAGUUCUUCAAAAAUCAGCAAUAAUAUCAAAAGAGUUAUC